AUGGCAGAUCAAGAAGACUCUGUGGCUUCUCCACCAUCCGUCUCCAUCAUCUCCGAAACUCCCAUAGAGCUCACCAUCCAUGCUAAUCUCAAGUUUCUCAUCUCUAAUCUCAAAAAUCUAGUUCUCAUACAACUCUUGUCCGACACUUACCCAAUCUGGCAUCUACAUCUUCUUCAACACUUCUCAGCAAAUGGGUUCUCUGACCACCUAACCGGAGAAACACCAUGUCCAGCAAAUUCAACAAGCUCCGCCCACCGAUCAUGGGUUCUUGUCGACAGAAACCUCAUUUUAGCACUCUUUUCUACAAUCUCCCCUUCAAUCCUUCCUUACGUUAUUUCCUCCACCACCACCAAUGAAGUCUGGACCAUUCUUGAACUGCGACUUCAACCUUCGAAUCGCUCUCGUGUAAUUAAACUAAAACACGAAUUACACAUCAUCCAAAUGAAAUACUCCACUAUGCAACAGUACCUAACCCAAAUCAAGAAUAUCGACGACAACAUUGAUGCUUCCGGUUCCAAGAUCGACUCCGAAGAUAUCAUCAUCUACAUCUUGAAUGGACUUCCCGCACUUCCCGCAUCUUACAAUCCAUUCAAAUCUUCUAUAUGA
Molecule: messenger RNA, 606 nt
Organism: Dendrobium catenatum
Lineage: Eukaryota; Viridiplantae; Streptophyta; Magnoliopsida; Asparagales; Orchidaceae
Exons: 1
Coding region: 1-606 (201 amino acids)
Source: RefSeq, a predicted model, not a curated record